AUGAGCGUGUUUUCGGAUGAAGUCUUGUCCUGCGAUUCCUUGAAGCUGGAGUUCGAGCGCUUGGAAGCCAUGUGCUUGGGCAGGGAGGGCCCCGUGUCGGGGUGGGCGAAGGUGGACAAGAUGAUGACGUGCGUCCGAGGCCGAAGAGACUAUUACAGAUUCCUCGCCCGAAGCAUCAAAAGCGGCAUAGUGACGGGGGUCUUCUCAACGGUCAUGGGAAAGGAUCUCUUGGUGGGCGGCCGAGGAAAGAUUGGCAUAUGGGAGACGCUGUGCUGGAGGUAUUCGUACAUGAGAGAACUCGUGACCAAGUGCAUCGAGAAGCCCGAGUCGCAGCAGAAGGCACGAAGCUUGGUCUUGGACCCGGAGCGUCACGACGAGACAUAUGCUGGAAGUUGCGUUUGGAUGGCGGCCGAGAAGAAAUCGGUGCAGCUGGUGUUGGACCUGAUGCACGAGAUUCAGGGCGGCGAGUUCGAUGCCAGCCUUCGGGGUUUGGCGAAGAACCAGUCCGGGGCGUCCGUGUCCGAGAUGCUCUCCUACGGAUCCUUCGCCGACGUGAUCGCCAAGGUGGAAGAGCAGAGGACGAAGGAUUACCCCCCGACAUCGCUCAACGUCCUGUCUUUGCUCACCGAAGGCGAGACGAGAAGCGGAGCAGGUCCGAGUGGUGUUUCUCUCGAGCCGACGUCCGAG
Messenger RNA from Symbiodinium necroappetens, 687 nucleotides. NCBI's taxonomy places the organism in Eukaryota, Dinophyceae, Suessiales, Symbiodiniaceae. The record is from the annotation of a GenBank genome assembly.